Messenger RNA from Eurytemora carolleeae, 614 nucleotides. RefSeq lists its product as uncharacterized. Lineage: Eukaryota; Metazoa; Arthropoda; Copepoda; Calanoida; Temoridae. The coding region runs from base 79 to 429 and encodes 116 amino acids. The transcript is spliced from 3 exons. The record is from RefSeq and is a predicted model, not a curated record.
CUAUUAUAAUUCUGGAAAUCCCCAAUUAUACUUCUGGAAAUCUUCAGUGAAAUCCUUAAUUUGUUUCCCUGUUUAAGGAUGAAUUCUAUUUGGGAUAGAGUGUGGGGUGGACCCUGUUUGUCUAAUCUAGAUUGUACAGACUAUAUUUCAAUCUGUUUUAUCAGUACUCCAGGAAUAGUUGGAGUAUGUAGAAUGGAGACCUAUGUGUUGUUCCUCCUGAUGGUUCUACCGGUGAUCUUGGUGUUCCUAUUCAUCAGCUGCAUCUAUUGUCCUUCCUGCUGCUUCUAUUCAAUCUGCUCAGAUGCUCUUGAUUCCGUAUUUUACUGCUGCAGAAACAAGGGUUAUUUAAGUAUCCCUGAGACCACCCCUCAGCUCUCUAAUCCCUCACAGUACACGCAGACCAUGAGCAGAUCCUUUACAUUACCAUAGUGCCAGGAUUGCUUUCCCUCCCUCGCACGUUCCUGCACCCUGCUGCAAUCCCUACCUCGUAAAAUGAGGACUCGACUCGAUUCACCGCAUGGCAAUUAUUAGCAACAUGCAGAACAAAUAUUUUAUAAUAAAUUUGUAUUAUCAUUUAUAAUUUUUUAAUGUUUCAAAUGUAUAGUUUUAACAGA